Spodoptera exigua (beet armyworm) is the source of this 7881-nucleotide messenger RNA. The record is from the annotation of a GenBank genome assembly. Lineage: Eukaryota; Metazoa; Arthropoda; Insecta; Lepidoptera; Noctuidae.
CACCAACCAGCUUGUUGUCAAUAACUUGUCAUCUGUCAAGUUGUCAAAAUAUGCAAGUGACACGUAACUCUAUGUAAUUUAAUUACCUAUUUAUGACCUCCAAAUGUGUGAAAACGUGAAAAUUUUCUCAUCAACCGGUCAAUAAAAUAGUUAACAACAUGUCAGAUAAAAGUUUCGGCGACUGCCCGAACAGGAACAUUGUUAAAAACCCGCUCUUGUCCACCGCCGUCACGGGACUCUCAAUUGAAGACUUGACGCAUAACGCAGUUUUAAUUCCCGUUGCGGCUACCCAGGGACUGAUCACGAGAUCAGAACACCAAAUCGGGUCCAACAAUCAUACCCUGGGGCACUCCGAACAUGAUUUCACGAACUUCCCGUCCGGCGAUUCUAAUACCAACGUAUUUGCACCCCAAACCACCGUAUCGGCUUGUCCUCUCCCCUUAGACAAUCAACAACCCUUGCACAAUGAAAAAAAAUCAGAAAAAAUGCCUUCUAGCGUAUCAAAGGCCUCACUUAAUACGGAAGACGACUUUGACGUUAAUGAGUAUUUUGCCCGAUUACAUGGAACUCGUUACGUGAGCGCUCCUAUAAACAGCAAUCCUGACGAAAACGCGAACCUAGCAGCUGAGGAUAACUUGGAAGAGAUUAAUUUGAACGAUGAUAAGGCUGCAGAACCUCAACAAAGUUUGACAGCAGAUAUUGCGCAGAACUUCUCUCAGUUACCAACGGUUUUGCCUCAUGUAGCUAGCGCUGUAUUCAGUUCUUUUUCCAAUAUGUUAAGUUACAAGAGUAGGGAACAAACUCCUGACGAUAGGGGGCAACAUGAGACGUUCCAACCUGGUCCUGGUCCUGUUGGUUCAGGUUUUGUUGGGCAGAAUCUUACCGUUGAUACGCCGCCGAUGGCUGAAGAAGUGGCUAAAGAUGUGGCGCCGCCGCCUAAAGAAAUGGCUAAUGCUGGUGCACCCAACUUCAGGAUAACAUCGAAAAAGAGAUACGCUCAAAUACCAGGCCUAAGUUCAGGCACCAAUUUCGAGACGUUACAGAAAAUUGAACUUAAUCCCUUAACGAAAAACGUUACAAAUUACUUUGUACCGUCUUACGAGGAAAAAGCCGAAGAGCCUACAGUAACACCAGCCCAAACGACGGAAGCGCCAAAACAUGACACUUACGAUAUUUUCAGUCCAAAACCUGAGGCGAAUGCAAGCGAUUUUCAAUCUAAUGCCUUUAAUAUUACUAUGGAUAAUGAUUCAAAAUCGUUUGAAGAACGCUUGCCUCCACCCACGUCGUAUGCUAUGCAAGGCAAUGCCACAAUACCUCCACCUCCGAUGUUCUCUUCUCAGAGAACUAGUUCACAGUCAGCCAAGUCUGUACUUCCCCCGUCAGUUGCAAGGCGAAUUGGAUCUAAUCACCCAGUAAUAAAGCCUCAAACUGUCCAAACGUUUAACACUGAAAAUAUAUUUGUACCAACAUUUGAUCCAACAGCCUUUCCGAAUGAUCCGGCUCAAGCUAUUGGGUCUUCUUUUGGAGAAACACAUUCCCAAUCGUUUGAUAGCCAAAUUGUCAUGCAACAGCCUACGUCUCACAGCCAAGAUGCUGCAUUAAAUAAUAUGACAAGUAUACCACCGCCAGCUCAAUUCACGCAACCAACUCCUGCAUUCACAGCACCACAAACAUUGCCACCACCGCCUUCCAACAUACCAGCGAAUGUACCAGCACCGCCAAUGUUUGCCUCAACACAACCAUCAAGUACUUCAAUAUUUACGCCUCCAAAAUCAGAAGACAAAUCAAAAUCUUCUACAGAAACAAAACCACCAAAUGUAUUUGCGCCAACACCACCUACUCAAGUACCACCAGGGCCAAUAAAACCCCCAACUGCAGGAUCCACACCGAAUAUAGCACCACCAACGUUCUUCAGUCCACCUCCAGUCGAAACUGGUACAACUUUUUACAGUACAGAUAAUGUUCAGGUGCAACCAAGUCAACAGUUUGUAUCAGAGCCUCCUAAACCUUUAGUAGAACCGCCAAAAGCUACAGGAGCUGUGAAUUACAGGCUCAAUAAGAAACGGCCUCAGUAUUACUCAGGGCCUAUUGAAGGCGUUGGUUCUAUCAGUAAUAGUAUAAAGCCUGUUAUAGCUCCAGUUGAUCCUGGAACAUUCCAUGGAGCUAUGUUCACACCAGAACAGCCAGCAGACCUAAAUGUGCCAUCUUCAGUCCCAUUCGAUUUAAGUAAGCCAGCUGAAACAACGCCUCUAGCCCCUCCGUAUAACACUGCAAAUCUUAUAAAGGCACCAACCCCAGUCUUUGAUAUAAGUCAGACAGCUCCAUACCAACAUUUCGAUAUUUCUAAUCCUGUUCAGAACACAGCACAAUACAAUACGGCAUUCGAUUUAAGCAGACCGACAACAGAAACCUAUGAACCUGUUGAACAAAAAGAAUCUAAGGGCUUCGGUAUAAUUGGAUCGCUAAAAUCUAAACUAAGCAGCAUAGAUAUCAAUAAGAUUCAACAUAGCGUGACAACCUUCUUCGAUCCAGCUUACAACGAUACGUCAAAGCAAGAGAUGACUGCACAGCAAAAUGCACCUUACGCACAUAAUCCAUAUCAGGCACAAACGGCUCAGACGAAUCUAGAAAUAUUUGUGCCAAGCGCUCAACAAAAUACCCAACAGUAUGGUUACGAUUACCAACAGCAUUCCUUGUAUUCAAACAAUGAAUAUUACAAGUACCCAAAUUUCCAAAAUCAAGGACAACCAGAAGCCGGUCAUUGCUCUAAUGAGCAUCAUUAUCCAAGUCAUUUGCAACAACAUCCCAAAUCAUUUGACAACGCCCAACAUGGAUAUGGGAAUCAGCCUAUGAAUUCUAUGUUCCACUCUUCCAACUUACAAAUGCAAGAAAAUAACACCAAUAUGACUGUAGGACCUAAUAAACCUAACAAUGUAAUGACAUUCAAAGAAACACAAGAUUUUAAUGCUGAAAGACAAAUGGAUGAAAACGUAGCAAGAGCUGGACCUGAAGUUUCUAGACUUCUACAAAGCACGACUAAUAUAGAAGAACGAUUUGCUGCUAACUUCUUUGACAAUCAGUAUGGGAGUACAUCAGAACCUAUGAAACAAGUAGCUGAUGAUACCCCUCGUGAUAUUCCACCAAUAGGACAAGACAGAACUUUUAUAAAAGAAUCUUUUGAACCCAUCAAACAAGACACUCAAUUUGCUACGGAACCGGUAGCUAUGUUUAAUCCGAACACUAUAGAUCUAUUUGCUAACAUGAAAAUUGAUAGCAAGGACGAUAAUAACGAAAAAACGACUAACAUCUUCACAAACCAAAGCUUUAAAAGUGAAGAAAAACAAAACAUAUCAAGUAAUGAAGCACAAAGUCUAGAUUUAUUUGCUAAUAUUAAAACUGAGAGUGAAAAAUCUGAAGAGAAACAAUCAAAAUUCUUUCCUAGUAUGGAUAGUAAAGCCAAUGUGCAGAGUUUCAAUGAUGAUGCGAAACCACAUAACUUAUUUCCUGUUGAAAAGAAAGAAAUUACUUCUUCAAGAGAUAAUUUACUUGAUUCUUUAACGAAAGAUGAUGGGACGAUUUUAGGCGUAUCGUCUGUUCCAUUAUUUGGUCUUAGCCCAUUGGUUGUUGAACAAUCAAAAGAAACGGUUGGGUCAGAUAUGAUUGCAAACUUACCUGAAAGAAAUGCAAGCAUGAGUUUCUUUGACCAUUCGCAGAAAUUAGAAGAUUUUAGUGCCAAGCACGAUAACACGUUAAACCGCAAUGCUAGCUUAAGUUUCUUUGAAAAUAUUCCAGCGCCUACAAAAGACGAGAAACAUGAAACAGAUUCAGACAUUAAAAUGACAAAUUUCUUCGAUAAUGCAAAUGCUAUUGGUCAAAUACCAAAACAUGACGUUGUUGAAGAUAGUGACAAUUUAGAAAAAGAUACUAAUACCGAUAUUCCAAGUACAAUAACUCAGGAUGACGAUGAAAAUGUUUCUGAAUUAAGCAUUUGCGAGACUUGCAGAGAAGUCAAUAAGCCAGAAGAUAAAGAAGAAGAGCAAGAUGUGACAACACAGCUUAUAGAAAAUAUUACAGCUCCAAUACAAUUGUCGAACCCUGUUGAGGCAACUUUAACUGAGACACCUAUUUUAGAACCAGUAAAUACGGAUCAAGAGACCUUUAACCCUGGACAGUUUGAAGAAAUAUCUCAUAUUACGGAAGAAACAAUAGAAACCAUCCAAGUACAAUCUGCCAUUGAACUGCUUGACGACGUGGCUGAAAUGAAACCUAUGAACUAUGGUUGGGUGAACGAAAGCGCUUUAAAAGAAGACUACAAUUUCAAUAUUGAUAGCAAACAAAUAGGUUUCUUUGGAAAGAACUCUCUCUUCUUCGAUAAAGGUGCUGCUACGGAAGAAAUUGAAAAUGAAAAGAACAUGUUAGUUCGACAAAUGAGCGUACCUUCCGCGCCACCGGCUGAAGAAGAGGAUGAUUCGAAAUCUGACGAAACUGGAGUUCUAGAUGUGAAUUCUAUAGAGCAAGACGCUAAAAAGGACUUUCCACUUUUCGAAGAAUUCGUUAUAGAACCUUCGGAAAACGAUGAAGAUAAUUUUAAAGAACAAGAAACAUCCGAAGCCGUACUAGACUCUUUCACAGAUAGAGUAGAAAAAUACAAAAGCCUGGAGCCGUCUGAAUGCGGCGAUGCAAUGAGUUUAUCCUUCUUCCAGACACAGCAUCCUAUAGGCAUGUCGUCCUACUUUGACACAGGAAAUUACGCUGUUGAAACUCAUUAUAGAAACACGAAUACUAGACCAGCUCCCACUUUGAGUAUACCGCCAGGUUUCGAAGAAGAGUAUAAGAGACGACUUGCUUUAGCAAAGCAGAGAGAAGAGAAAUUGAGGCAGGAAAUAGUAGUUGUACCUGAUACUUCGACUCAGACUAAAACUACGUCGGUAGCUACUUACUGUUCAUCUAGAAUUGUUCCUAGCUACAACUGUCCUCCUCCACCUGUAGGAUUUAAUAUUGAAACCGAUCUAUCCAAUCUGGUAAAAGACGAAGGUGAAACUACACCAGACAAAUUAACACCACCCAAUUCCCAAAGCCUUUUGACAGCUGAUGGUGAUAAGCCACCGGAACGAACAAACGAUAAUGAAACUAAACUACCUGAAUUUGUAAACGUUUUUGGCUUGAAACCGCUUGAGGAUUUGGAAGACAAAAAAGAAACAUCAGCUGAUUCGAUAAAAACGUCUGAAGAUACAACUAAAGUACUGCCAACAUUCCAAGCGUUUGCUGCUAGCGAGCCAAAAGCUGAAGAAAAACGUGAAGAGAAAUUGCCAGAUCCAAUCAACUUCUUUUCAGACGCUAAUACAAACGAUCCCCCAGAAACAUUCAGCCGUCUUGCUAGCUAUUUCAGUUCCCCACCAAAAACAGAUCACGCUAAAUCUUUUUUUGAAUUAAGCCAGAGUCAAAAUCAUUACAGACAUGCCACUACUGAGCAAAAAGCGAAAAUCAACGAUCUAAUUAAAGAUUUAACUUCGGUUCAAAAUUUAACUGCAACUAAAGAUCAAACUGUUAAACACGUUAAUUAUUUUACAAUUGAAUAUGACACUGUGUUAUCUGACUUAAAACAUGCCGACGUUAUUGGUCAUGAAUCGGCGGAUUUGAAAGAAGAUGUGAAUUUAGAUAGGGUUUUUACAAAUUGUAGGUAUUGUUCGGAUAUUGUGAAUACUAGUUUCACUGUUAGGAAAGCGGUUAAUGAACCUUCCGAUCAAGGAAGUAAUAAUAGUCCAGAUAUGGAACCCCAGAAAAAAGCUGGUCGUGGUUCCGUCACAGUGAAUUUCGAUGGUGUAGCUGUCCAAGAGGAUAAUAAUGAAAGUGUCUUGGGCGAAGUUGAGAACCGUUCAGCGACUGAAUACACUCCAGUAAAGCAUCAUUGGUUUUAUAGAGUCGACGUCGAAGAUAAAUCGAUAUGGAGAGGUUUCUCUGUACUAGAUUCGAUGGCACUCGAAGAAGCUUAUUUGAACCCGGACCUCAACGAAAAUACAAUGGUGCCUACUGACGGCGGUAGAUAUGAUGUGAAUAUCGUUGGCAGACUAAGAAUUCCAGUGUACUGGACGGAUAAACCUACGAAUGUCCGAAGAUGCAGUUGGUUUUACAAAGGUACAACUGACGCCAGAUACGUGCCUUAUACUGAAGCUGUAGCCGAAAAACUUGAGGAGGAAUACCGCCACGGUAUGACUACGGCUGAAUGGCACAGGCGUUUGGUGCUGCCGAACGGGGAAGUGGUUGUGAUGCAUGGACCUAGUGUAAUGGUACACUUUCUACACAGCGAUAACGCGUUUAGUACCCCACCGCAGUCCAUUUCUCGACCCCGUGUUGUGAGAAGGGGUCAUGACGAGUCUGAAAUUGAGGAUACAGAGCCAUCUAGUAUCGAUCACCUGUUACUACUCUGUCAUGGCGUCGGUUCCGCUUGUGAUAUGCGCUUCCGGUCCGUUGAGGAAGUUGUGGAAGACUUCAGGACGACCAGUCUUCAGCUGAUACAGUCUCACUACAGGAACUCAUACGACCAGGGCAUCGUCAGUAGAGUUGAGGUACUUCCGAUAUCAUGGCACGCGACCCUUCAUUCGGGCGAGACAGGCGUCGACCGCCGUCUCUCACAGAUCACCCUAGACAGUAUACCACGACUUCGCAGCUUUACGAACGAAACAGUUCUCGAUGUACUAUUCUAUACCAGCCCUGUUUUCUGCCAGACAAUUCUAGACACAGUUUGCAAGGAACUCAAUCGCAUCUACGAGCUGUUUCUUCAACGUAAUCCCAAUUUCAAAGGCGGGGUCUCUCUAGGGGGUCACUCUUUGGGCAGCGUCAUUUUAUACGACCUUCUGUGCCAUCAAAAUGAAGUAUCAAAAGAAGAUUCUUGUCAGAAGGUUUCGGACAAGAAUUAUGUGAACGGCCCGGCUGGUACGGGUCAGCCGACCGUACGGUACCCACAGCUGGUGUUUGCGCCCGCCGCGUUAUACGCAUUGGGAAGCCCCAUAGCAAUAUUCGAGUGUAUACGAGGCGUCGAGUCGCUGGGAGUCAGUUUUUCACUACCAACAUGCAAGAAUUUCUUCAACAUUUUCCAUCCCUACGACCCUAUCGCUUAUAGAAUCGAACCCCUUAUUAACCCGGUGCUGCGAGAUUUGAAGCCGUUUCUCAUCCCACAUCAUAAGGGCAGGAAGAGAAUGCAUUUAGAAUUGAAAGACACGAUGGCUCGAGUGGGUGCUGAUCUAAAACAGAAACUGCUGGAGUCACUAAGGAGUACGUGGAACAAAUGGAAAACGCAGCCAACUGAAGGUCAACUGGAAAAGGUCGUUGAAGAAGAGUUGGAAAAGGAACAGCUGACGGAUGAUAGCAAAGAAGACUUGGCGAGAGAAACUGAAUUGGCAACUCCAGAGAAGCUGGGUCGCUUAAAUGGCGGUCGUCGCGUGGAUUAUGUACUACAGGAAGCACCUUUAGAAAUGAUCAACGAAUACCUAUUCGCUAUGAGCAGUCACGUCGGUUAUUGGGAAUCUGAAGACACGAUGCUCCUAAUACUCCGAGAGAUUUACUCCGCGCUGGGUGUCCAGCCUGACUCCACGGUGCCCCAGCAAAAUAUGACUGUACAGAGGACUAGGCCUGUCAAACAGGAUGAAACGAUAAUUGUAAAUUCAUCGCCUUCAGAUUAUCCAUCAACGAGCCGGGACGCGAUAUGAAAGUAUAACACUUUCUAGAAAAAAAUAGUUUAAUUUUUAUAUAUAUAUAUAAAUGUAUAUUGUAUUUAAGAAAACCUCUAUCCGAACGAAUAUGAAUUAUUAUUGUUAUAAUACGGCUUGACCGCAGUGAUACCACGCGCAGAAACCGGCGUGAAACAACUACAGCGAAAAGUAA